Xylaria bambusicola is the source of this 1446-nucleotide messenger RNA. RefSeq names its product inositolphosphorylceramide-B C-26 hydroxylase. The coding region runs from base 213 to 1340 and encodes 375 amino acids. The transcript is spliced from 2 exons. Gene Ontology annotation, molecular function: heme binding; iron ion binding; fatty acid 2-hydroxylase activity. Lineage: Eukaryota; Fungi; Ascomycota; Sordariomycetes; Xylariales; Xylariaceae. The record is from RefSeq and is a predicted model, not a curated record. Gene Ontology annotation, biological process: fatty acid metabolic process; lipid biosynthetic process. Gene Ontology annotation, cellular component: endoplasmic reticulum; membrane.
CAAAAUUGAUGGGCAUACCGCUUUAUCGAUCUUCUGUCCCUCCUUUAUCAGCUUCGAUUCCCAGCUUGGCCACAUUCUCUUAUAACUUGCGUCUAGCUUUCCUCAUUUUCACCUAGGUAUAUCCUUCAUCACGCUCCCUUUUCUGCCUGGAAUUGAAGCGCACUUGGUUGCUUGGUUUCCACUUGUCCAUACCGGCUUAAUAUAGAGGCAUCAUGCCGGGACGAACUCUCCCAACGUUGACCCAGUCCCAGGUCGAGUCGCACAAUUCGGCCAAAUCCUGUUAUGUCACCAUCGGUAGCAAAGUCUACGAUGUAACGGAUUUCCUCGAUGCUCACCCUGGCGGCCCUGAGUUGAUUCUUGAAUAUGCUGGAAAGGAUGUCGCCGAUAUUCUCAAGGACGAAGAUUCGCAUGCCCAUUCCGAGGCUGCCUACGAAGUCCUAGAUGAUGCCCAUGUCGCAUUUCUCGUCAGCGAGAAGCUUGCACCGAAGACACAAGGCCACAGGAACACCGUCGAGCCUCAGAUCAACGAGAAAGUCACGCCCACGAUCCAUCCCCGAACCGGUAUGUCCUGUGAGGAGGAUCUUAGCAAGGACACCGAUUUGGCCCAAGACUAUAAGACACACAAGUUCCUCGACUUGAACAAGCCCUUGUUGAUGCAAGUAUGGUUUGGCGGAUUCUCAAAGGAGUUCUACCUCGACCAGGUUCAUCGACCUAGGCAUUACAAGGGUGGCGCAUCGGCGCCAUUGUUCGGCAACUUCCUCGAACCUCUGAGUAUGACCCCCUGGUGGGUAGUCCCUCUUCUGUGGCUGCCCGCGGAUGCCUACGGAACCUAUCUCGCAUCGCAAGGCUUUCAAAGCUAUGGUAAUCUUGCUGCCGCUUGGCUACUAGGCGUCUUCAUAUGGACCCUAGUAGAGUAUAUCUUACACCGAUGCUUGUUCCACCUUGAUUAUUAUCUUCCUGAUAAUAGGGUCGGCCUCACAAUGCAUUUCCUACUCCAUGGCAUUCACCACUAUCUUCCCAUGGACAAGUACCGUCUAGUCAUGCCACCUACUCUCUUCUUGGUCCUUGCGACGCCUUUCUGGAAGUUGGCGCAUACGCUAUUCUUCUUUAACUGGCACCUUGCGACGGCCAUCUACUGCGGUGGAAUCUUUGGCUAUGUAAUGUAUGAUAUGACACAUUACUUCCUUCAUCACCAGAACCUUCCGCUGUGGUAUAAGGGCCUGAAGAAGUACCACCUUGCCCAUCACUUCCUUGACUACGAAUUGGGUUUCGGAGUCACCAGCGCGUUCUGGGACCGCAUCUUCCACACGGAGCUGCCUACAGUGGCAAAGACGAAAUAAUGGUGUUCAUGAAGGCUGGGAUUAUUUUGUGAUGAACUUCUUGUACACUCAAUAUAGGGUAUUGCGGUAAUCAAAUGAGCAUUCAUGAACUCGGGGGUGGCGGCAU